AGGAGCGGCUUUAGGGUGCGAGGAAAUAUGCCACGAGAGGCAAUGUGACAGCAAGAGACAGACGCACACUGACACAAAGUUCCCCCAGUCGGACUGGAGUAUUGCUGGGCUACUACUGCUGCAGCUGAUCUGUUGUAACGGAGAAUGAAGGGCCUCUACUGACCUGACGGUUCAGCAGCUCAGUUCAGCUCUCUCAUUUCUUCUUCCUCUCUUAUUUCACUCUGCUUAUGGACAAUGGGAUUUUAACCAUGUGGCAGAUAGCUGAGCAGUUACCCUGGAUUUCGCUGACACCGCGCCUGAGUUCCGCUUGAGAGGAUGGAAGCGCUGGAGUCAGAGCUGACUUGCCCAAUCUGCCUCGAGCUCUUUGAGGACCCACUGCUCCUGCCCUGUGCCCACAGCCUGUGCUUCGGCUGCGCCCAUCGCAUCCUGGUAUCCCACUGCGCCUCCAACGAGCCCGUCCAGUCCAUCGGAGCAUUCCAGUGCCCCACCUGCCGCUAUGUCAUCUCUCUCAGUCCACAGCGUGGCCUAGAAGGACUGAAACGCAACGUCACCCUCCAGAACAUCAUCGACCGCGUCCAGAGGGCCGCCUCCUCCGGCCCCCUGGCCCUGCUGCCCCACAGCGGGCCCAACUCCCCUAGCGAGGACGCCGGGCGAUUCGCCCUGGCCCUGAUCCCCGCCUCCACCGCCAUGACCAGCCCCGGGACGCCGCCCAGCCAUGUGCAGUGCCAGUUCUGCGAGCAGGACCCACCGCAGGAUGCCGUCAAGACGUGUGUGACGUGCGAGGUGUCAUACUGCGACGAGUGCCUGCGCGCCACGCACCCCAACAAGAAGCCCUUCACGGGCCACCGUCUGAUCGAGCCCAUGUCGGACUGCCACCUGCGGGGGCUACAGUGCCUGGAGCAUGAGGAGGAGAAAGUGAACAUGUAUUGCGUCACCGACGAACAGCUCAUCUGCUCUCUGUGCAAACUGGUAGGAAGACACCGAGACCACCAGGUGGCGGCCUUGAGCGACCGCUACGAGAAACUCAAGCAAGCGUUGGAUUCCAACCUGAGUCAUUUGGUCAAGAGGAAUAAUGAGUUGGAAGGGUUGAUGGGAAAGUUGAUCCAAACCUGUCAACAUGUAGAGGUCAACGCAUCGCGGCAGGAGGGAAAGCUGAUGGAAGAAUGCGACCUCCUGAUUGACAUCAUCCAGCAAAGGAGGCAGAUCAUUGGGACCAAAAUCAAGGAGGGAAAGGCGGUCCGGAUCAGGAAGCUAGCCCAGCAGAUCUCCAACUGUAAGCAGUGCAUCGAGAGGUCCUCUGCUCUCAUCACCCAGGCCGACCAGACCCUGAAGGAGACGGACCACGCCCGCUUCCUCCAGACCGCCAAGAGUAUCACCGAAAGGGUUUCCAUGGCGACCGCCUCCUCUCAGGUCCUGAUUCCAGAGAUCAACCUGACGGACACGUUUGACACGUUCGCUCUGGACUUCACCAAGGAGAAGAAGCUGCUGGAGAGCCUGGACUACCUCACAGCGCCAAGUCCUCCGAGCAUCAGAGAAGAGCUCUGCACGGCAUCGUACGACACCAUCACCGUCCACUGGACCUCAGACGAUGAGUUCACAGUGCUUUCCUAUGAGCUCCAGUAUGCUAUCUUCACAGGGCAAGCCAACGUUGUCAGCCUGUGUAACUCUGCAGACAGCUGGAUGAUUGUGCCUAACAUCAAGCAGAACCACUACACCGUCCACGGCCUGCAGAGCGGCACCAAGUACAUCUUCAUCGUCAAAGCCAUCAACCAGGCAGGUGCCCGCAGCAGUGAGCCAGGGACACUCAAAACCAACAGCCAACCUUUCAAGCUGGACCCCAAGUCCGCCCACAAGAAGCUAAAGAUCUCCCAUGACAACCUGACGGUGGAGCGCGACGAGACGGCAUCGAAGAAGGGACACGGCCAGGAGCGCUUCACCAGCCAGAGUAGCUACGGCGUCGUUGGCAACGUUUACAUCGACAGCGGACGCCACUACUGGGAGGCCCUGAUUGGAGGAAGCACAUGGUAUGCGGUGGGCAUCGCCUAUAAGUCGGCCCCCAAGCACGAGUGGAUCGGCAAGAACUCGGCCUCCUGGGUCCUGUGCCGCUGCAACAACUCGUGGGUGGUGCGUCACAACAGCAAGGAGCUGGCCAUCGAGCCUUCGCCCCACCUGCGCCGCGUGGGUGUCCUGCUGGACUACGACGCCGGCUCGCUUACCUUCUACGACGCCGUGGGCUCGCAGAACCUGCACACGUUCCACGUGUCCUUCGCCCAGCCCGUGUGUCCCGUCUUCAAUGUGUGGAACAAGUGUCUGACUGUCCUCACGGGUCUGCCCAUCCCCGAACACCUAGAAGGGUUGGAAACCCAGGACUGAGACCCCCUGGGAACUAGAGUUCCACCGGGCCAGAUCAGACUAAUUUGGGUUGGGUUAGGUUAGAUUAAGCCACCUCCAAGGCACUUUGGGCCACUAUGAACUAGAAAAGGCCAUCCGCAAACUUGAAUCAUCACAGAAAAUGUCAUGCUACCAUCUCAUUUUAUUUUAGGCACUUUGGACCACCUCUUGGGCCAACGUCAAUCGCACAGACCACCCUCGAUUCAACCACAGACCGUUUGACCACAGACCGUUUGACCACAGACCGUUUGACCACAGACCGUUUGACCACAGAC
Messenger RNA from Oncorhynchus masou masou (cherry salmon), 2666 nucleotides. Its product is annotated as E3 ubiquitin-protein ligase Midline-1-like. The transcript has 10 exons. Gene Ontology annotation, biological process: regulation of microtubule cytoskeleton organization. The record is from RefSeq and is a predicted model, not a curated record. Gene Ontology annotation, cellular component: cytoplasm. Gene Ontology annotation, molecular function: protein binding; zinc ion binding. NCBI's taxonomy places the organism in Eukaryota, Metazoa, Chordata, Actinopteri, Salmoniformes, Salmonidae. Bases 316 to 2373 code for a protein of 685 amino acids.